Nipponia nippon (crested ibis) is the source of this 501-nucleotide messenger RNA. The record is from RefSeq and is a predicted model, not a curated record. Lineage: Eukaryota; Metazoa; Chordata; Aves; Pelecaniformes; Threskiornithidae.
AUGGAGUGUGAGACAAAAAUUAAAAAACUGACUUUCAUUAAUCUUCUAGAUGUUGGGGAAAUCUAUUCAAGACUACUGGAUCACAGACCAGUAAUUCAGGGAGAAAUACGCUACUUUGUUAAAGAAUUUGAAGAAAAACGUGGCCUCCGAGAACUACGAGUACUUGAAAAUCUAAAGAAUGCAAUCUUUGAAACAAAUGAACACGUUCUUCCUAAGUGUGAGCAGGCAAUGCAUGACAAUCUGAAUGAAGCAUUCAAGAGAUUGCAAGCUGCCAACGAUAUGAUCCAUAGACUCCAAGAGAGGGAGCACGAAGAGAGGAAGCUUCAGGCGGACAAGCUGAUGGCUCGUGAAGAGAAGCGCGUAGCCCACUGGGAGGAAUUCAUGAAAGAGCAACAAAACAAACGAGCAGAAGUGGAUGAAGAGCACAGAAAAGCUAUGGAGCGCCUCAAAGAGCAGUAUUCUGAGAUGGAGAAGGAACUGGCCAAAUAUGUUUCUUUUUAA